Molecule: messenger RNA, 3085 nt
Organism: Striga asiatica
Lineage: Eukaryota; Viridiplantae; Streptophyta; Magnoliopsida; Lamiales; Orobanchaceae
Source: the annotation of a GenBank genome assembly
UGCCAAUCCAUAUUUCUGAUGACGUGGCAUUUCCUCAGCUACGGAUUUUUCCUGGAUUUGACUCGAUCAUGAUAAUUCGCGGAUUGAAAGCAUUUUUCUGAAGUCCUCCCAUAAAACCAGAGGCCGGAAGCUGUAAAUUCCGACGGAUGAGCGGAUUCCGAUCAUCGUAGGGCCGAUCAAAAUGAUAGCAAUCGAGUCCCCAGCUUACCUGCCGCCUCAAUUUUUCUGUAAAUCUCAAGCUUCGUCAAGUACCGUGAGCCAGUAUCUCAGCAGUUCACAGUCCCAUGGCCAUGGCAGCAUUUUCAAGCAGCACAAGCUGUGCUUCUUCAAAACACCGAUUAAGUACUCAUUUUCCUUCGACACUCGGAGGAUAAACUGUAAACAUACCGGUGUUUCUGCUUUUAUCUGUCGUUCCUCAUUGGCUUCGCCGCAAAUUGAUCAGGAGGAUGAUCGGAAGAAGGUUCCUGAUGUUCAAUCGUUGGUGAGAAGGUUCUGGAAAGUGGCUGAGCCGUACUGGUUUUCCGAUGAUAAGGUUGGGGCGCGGUGGAGACUGGCGGCGGUUUUUGCUCUCACGCUGGGGACCACUGGAAUCAGCGUCGGCUUCAAUUUCCUCGGACGAGAUUUUUUUAACGCGGUGCUUUAUUGUUGUGGCUUCGGAUUCAUGGAAGACAAGGAUCAAGAGCAGUUCACAAAGCAAUUACUAUACUACUUGGCAAGUUUUGCUGGUGGAAUUCCGGUUUUUGUAUUGCGAGAUUAUGCAAAAGACACUCUUUCUUUACGAUGGAGAUCUUGGAUGACAAGCUAUUACAUGGACCGCUAUCUGAAAAACCGAACCUUUUACAAGAUACAAUCCCAGUCAAUCAUUGAUAACCCUGAUCAGCGGAUUGUUGAUGAUCUAAGUUCUUUCACAGGAACUGCUCUUGCGUUUUCCCUGACGCUCUUCAAUGCGACUGUAGACUUGAUAUCUUUCAGUAACAUUUUGUAUGGUAUUUAUCCACCACUUUUUCUCGUACUUCUUGGAUACUCAUUUGGUGGAACAGCUAUCAGUGUAUACCUUGGGAGGGGAUUGGUGAAUUUGAACUUCUUGCAAGAGAAAAAAGAAGCAGAUUUUCGAUAUGGUCUUGUGCGUGUGAGAGAAAAUGCAGAAUCCAUUGCCUUCUAUGAUGGAGAGGAAAAUGAGAUGCAACUACUGCUGCAGCGGUUCAGUAGUGCUUUUGACAAUCUUAGUAAAUUGUUGAUAUCUUCCAGAAACCUGGAUUUCUUCACCAGCGGCUACCGAUACCUGAUUCAGAUUCUUCCUGCAGCAGUUGUUGCACCCAUGUACUUCUCUGGAAAAAUUGAAUUUGGAGUAAUAAAUCAGUCUAUGUCGGCUUUUAAUCACAUACUCGGAGAUUUUUCCCUCAUCGUGUACCAAUUUCAGGCCAUCAGUGCCUUUUCUGCUGUCAUUGAUCGACUAGGUGAAUUUGAUGAUCUUUUAACUAGUAACAAAACCAGUACAGACGGUGAACCUGUGGAACAAAUCCAUCGUGAAUUUUGCAAUCCAAACAUUUCACAAAUGUGUAAUGGAGCUGUGCCACUCAAAGGCGAUUCAAAAUUGCUCUCAAUUGAGUAUUUGACCCUGUUGACUCCAAGUAAAGCUACUCUUAUAAGGGACUUGACAUUGGAGAUCUGUGAGAAGGACCAUUUGCUGAUUACAGGACCAAGUGGAAGUGGUAAAACCUCAUUGCUGAGAGCUUUAGCUGGACUGUGGAGCUUCGGAAGGGGAACAAUAAGAUUCUAUAACAAAACUACAAGGGAUACUUUGCCACACCUUUCUGAAAAUGCAGCUUCACCUAAAGCAACUUCGCGAUAUGGGCCCGAACCUGACCAACUGAAUAAGAAUAACUCAAGAGAUGUAUUCUUCCUUCCUCAAAAACCAUACAUGGUUUUGGGAACGUUACGCCAACAAUUGCUUUAUCCUACUUGGAGUGACAAACCAGUACCCGUGUCGGAUGGUGAUACUUCGAAUGGUUCGCUGCCUUUCCUGACCCGAAAGAGAGACAAUUAUUCAAGACCUGUGAAGCCAACAACUGAUGAUUUAGUCCAAGUUCUCGAAGAUGUUCGCCUUAGCUACAUAUUAUCACGAUUUGACCUAGAUUCUAUGUAUGAAUGGUCUAGUGUUCUAUCUAUUGGUGAGCAGCAACGCCUAGCAUUUGCACGCUUGUUGCUCUCGAGACCUAACUUGGCCCUGCUAGAUGAGUCGACAAGCGCUUUAGAUGAAACCAAUGAGGCUCAUUUGUAUAAGCUGAUUGAAGCUGCUGGGAUUAGUUACGUGAGCAUAGGCCAUAGACGAACACUAUACGAACACCAUAAAAACGUGCUCCACAUAUCUCCUGUGGACCCCACGGGUGAACCCCUAAAUUGGCUCGUCGAGCCCAUUACUAAUAAUGUGUCAGCAUACAAUUUAUCGAAGCAGUAGAUACAAACUUGAACAGGUUCGAGGUAUAUUUUGCAAUUUGCACCGGUUUCUAAUGUGUGGGGGAGGGUUGUGUAAUUAACAUGAAAGAACAGGGUGCAUAAUGCAAAUACCAACUUUUUGAGCUCUGAAUUGCAUUUUACCCUGAUCAUGAGCAUUUAUUGCAUGGGUGACAAAACAAUCAAUUAAAAGCUGUUUUUGUGUGAUUUGUAUAUAUGUAACAUGUGAGCUGUGAGUCUGUGACCUUUUAUUGGUAAGCAUGCAUUUGAAGAAUUUUAUAAGAGAAUAGAAGUUUCUGUUCACUCUGAUCAAUUAUGGGAUCUUUCAAAUUAUAUCUUCUCACUGAUUGUGAUGCAAUUUUCAUUAAUUGCAGCAACUUCAUUAAGCUGCAUUGUAUUAAUUAAUACAGGAAAAAAGUGAUCGUGAAGGCGACGGCACCACCAGUGCUAGUACUAGGUUAGUCUUUCUUUAAGGUAUUUACUCACCUUAUUGAUUGUAUAGUGGGUUAUUACAUGUAACCCCUGAGGUUUGACUUAUUUAUAAAAGAGUAAGAAAACUAGUAGGCCGGUUUUGAUCAUUUGUCUAAUUUAAACAAAUGAUUUAAAUAUUCACAAUGAAUUGCAAUUCUUU